AGGUAUGGAAGCGACUAUGACGGUCCCAACGGGCAACAGAAUCCACAACAACAACGGCAUCUGCCGAACCCAUCGCAAAUGAAAAGGGGCCGGUCCCCGAGUUUGAAGAAUGGACAGGGUGGGCCCGACGACUGGAGCAGAAUUGAACAGCAAAAGGGUAUGCACGGUGACCGCGGCGGACCCCAAUCUCAGAACAUGGGAAGCAGCAUGAUGCCACAAGGUGCCGGUAGUAAAGCCCCCGGUCCCAAGAAUAUGCGAGGUCAGCCACCUCCCCCACAACACAUGAAAGACGAUAAUCAGGGCGGCCAGGGAGGCUAUACUCAAGGUAAUACGAAUCAGAGUAUGAGUCAUCCUAUUUUCAAUAGGUAUGACGGUGAUGCACCUCCCGGGCCUCAAGGGCAAGGUCAGGGCCAAAUGACUGAGGAAGAAUGGCAGUACCAGCAACAACAGCAGAGAGGUGGUGGUGGUCAGCAGUUUUAUCAGGAUGGCCGCAUGAGACCCGAUGAUAAUCGAGGCGACGGUAUGAAAAUGGUCAACGGCCAGCCUGGUAUGCAGCAGGGCGGGGGACCCCCAUCAAUUGGUGGUAUGAACUCGUACGGCAAAGUGGGCAUCAGACCCAAUAAGCCCACAUCGGUCAGCAGGCCUCAUUCUCAGGGAGGGUUCUCAAAUCAGUAUAACGGAAUCCAAUAACCUCAGUAGAAAACGCAGCCUCGAAACCAACUGUGCUUCGAAUCAAACCCCACACCACUGAUCGAUCCUUGCCGGUGAUCAUACCUAUCUACCAAAACCGGAGAACACAGGUGCCUUGUACAUAAUAUAGUACGGGCGCGCUGAUGUUUUAAAUACUUGAUCAUCUAUACGAGAAUAGCCAACUAAAACCUUUAAACGAGCAAGCUCAAUAUGACUAUCAGCCGCGCCGAAAUGGCCCGGUGGCUCCAUUGUAUAAAUUUAAAAGCAAGUUAAACUGCAUACUAAGUGACAAUGAAAGUAAUAAAUUACAUUCGAAAAUGC
Messenger RNA from Sphaeroforma arctica JP610, 1011 nucleotides. RefSeq lists its product as hypothetical. The transcript has 5 exons. NCBI's taxonomy places the organism in Eukaryota, Ichthyosporea, Ichthyophonida. The coding region runs from base 79 to 690 and encodes 203 amino acids. The record is from RefSeq and is a predicted model, not a curated record.